AUGUCGACUCCUGUUCUCCAUAUUAGGAUCCAAGAGAAACUUGGUACACCUAAAUGUAAAACCAUUCGAGCCCUAUUAGACUCUGGAACGUCGAGUACGAUCCUAGAUUUGCGUCAUGCCAAGAAGUUGCGCGUCAAACGCGCCUCAACAACUUCAUGGGCUACUGCAGCAGGUACCUUUGAAACCAGCCAGAGAGCUAAGGUCUGCAUGCAAUUACCGCAAUUAUCCGAAUCGCUUACCAUUGAUACAGAUGUUCAUUUGGCUAAGUCAAUCUCCCCACGAUACGAUAUGAUUAUCGGCCGAGAUCUUAUGAGGGAGCUGGGUAUCAAGAUGGAUUUCGAAUACGACAUGAUCGAAUACCAAAACUUGUCUAUUCCCAUGACUGAUAUAAACGAAUUGGAUGCUCUGAACGACCUUCAAUUUAUCACCGGUAUUAAGGAGCCAAAAAGCACAGCGGAAGCCGUUGAGCGUGUGAGCAAGAUUUUAGACGCAAAAUAUGCUCCAGUUCUGUGA
This is a messenger RNA of Cylindrotheca closterium, 513 nucleotides long. NCBI's taxonomy places the organism in Eukaryota, Bacillariophyta, Bacillariophyceae, Bacillariales, Bacillariaceae. The record is from the annotation of a GenBank genome assembly.